Messenger RNA from Osmerus eperlanus (European smelt), 1842 nucleotides. It is a transcript of the gene paqr5b, whose product is annotated as progestin and adipoQ receptor family member Vb. The transcript is spliced from 8 exons. Bases 48 to 1106 code for a protein of 352 amino acids. The record is from RefSeq and is a predicted model, not a curated record. Gene Ontology annotation, molecular function: signaling receptor activity. Gene Ontology annotation, cellular component: membrane. Lineage: Eukaryota; Metazoa; Chordata; Actinopteri; Osmeriformes; Osmeridae.
ACUUCAUUGACACAGUCAAAUCCCCAGCUCUGUACUUUCAUGACACCAUGCUCAGCCUGAUCAAACUACCCCGAGUCUUCACCAUCAACCAAGUACCCAAAGUGUUCCAUGAGGACAGCAUCAUCUCUGGCUAUCGCCACCCGCGCAGCUCGGCAACUGAUUGCAUCUUGAGCCUCUUCCAACUGACCAAUGAGACGCUCAAUAUAUGGACCCACUUCCUUCCUACCUGGUACUUCCUGGGGAAGUUGGUGAUGGUGCUUUUGAUGCAGGACGUCUGGGAGGACUCGUUCACCUGGCCCCUCCUGGUCUUCCUGGUGUCGUGUUGCGUGUACCCACUAGCGUCCAGCUGCGCUCACACCUUCAGCUCUAUGUCCACCCGUGCCCGCCAUGUCUGCUUUUUUUUCGACUAUGGAGCACUGAGUUUCUACAGUCUAGGUUCUGCCAUCACCUACUCUGCCUAUGUCAUCCCUGAUAAGUGGGUGAAAAGCACAUUCCACCAAUACUUCCUCUUCUUCGCCAUUAUUAACACUGUUGUCUGCACUUCCUUAGCCUGUUAUUCAAGGCUUGGCCUGCCAUUUCUACAAUAUAACAAUGACAGCAUAAAAGGAUUCACAGAAAGUCCAAAGUUUGGAAAAGGUUUUCGUAUUAUUGCCUUCGCCUACCCCUACAUGUUUGACAACAUUCCGCUCUUUUACAGGAUCUUUUUGUGUACAGGUGAAAGCUGCACAACCAAUGACACCAAUCCUCUGCAUUUACGUCACAUUGCUCUAGCCUUCCUUACUGCCUUUCUCUUUGCCACACAUCUACCAGAGCGCCUGGCCCCUGGCAGUUUUGAUUACAUAGGCCACAGCCACCAAUUGUUUCAUGUGUGCGGCAUCAUUGGCACCCACUUCCAGAUGGAGGCAAUUGAGCAGGACAUGAUGGCGAGACGGGACUGGCUCCUCACACACUCCCUGCCCAUCACCUUCGCUAACACGAUGGGAGCUGCACUGAUGUGUGUAGUUCUUAGUCUUCUAAUCAUUUUCCUCUUCAGUCUACCUCUGCGGUCAUCUGCACAAGGGAGAAAAAUCUGUGAUAAUGACAUGAAGUCAUGUUGCCACUCCUAACUUUAACAAUUGACUUUUAAAUGCUGAAAGCGUUAUUCUUUUCCAAAAGCCCUUGUAAUUUUAGAAUAGGCUGUUAUGGGCGGACUUUGGGUGAGCUAUGGGGGCAGUGAACCUCCAUGGCUUGACAUAGCAUUGAGUCUUUUUCAUAGGAGUUGAGUUGUUACUUUACAAUGGACUGGUGAUGCAUCCACACAUUAUAAUCCAUAGGCAUUUUAAACAGUUCCACAAAGGACACUGGCGCAGUUUACAUUUACAAAAUAGUGCCAAAAGUAGAGGAUCCGAUCUGAGGGAACAUCCAUUAUGUUCUGCACAUAUUCUGACAAGAGCUACAACUAUUAAAUUGCUGAUAAAUGAUGAAGGAUAAAAAAUUGUAGCAUAUUUACUUAAUGACGGGUACACACAGGCUUUACUUUCAUCAGUUUUGUUGUGUACCAUGAAGAGAACAUAUGGCUGGAAAACAGAUACUUUGAAGUGGGUGAUAAAUGCAAAAUAUGUCACUUGACAGGAAAUCUGUAUUAUCUCAUGUGUAUUCUGUAUGUAUAUUCUGUUAUUUUAUGAAACCAAAUGUAUUGUGCAAUUACAAACUGUGGAUCUCAAACUACAUGGGGAGACUGAAUUGGGACCAUUGUCAUGGACUGCUGUCUUUGUAUUUAAUAGCUUGUGUAUAUGUAAAUGUUAAUAUAUAUAUAUAUAUAUAAAAUAAAGAUAUUUAACUUUGCAUGAAAGGUACCCAUUU